AUGGCAUCGCGCAAAGCCACCCGCAGCUCACGGAUCGUUUUGGAGCGCUCGGCGAACUCGUCGCUGAGCAACGGAGGAGGAGGCGACGAGUCGUUGUGAGUUGGGCCGCCCGUCUCUAAGCUCUCUGGGCUCUCUCUUGCUUGCCUUGCCUGGAGCGCCCACUAGUAUUUGUGUGCUCGCCGCCGUCAUCCACUUCUUCCAUUUUCUGCAAUAAUGCCUUUCAGCGGAUCGACCAUCCUCGAGACUUCCCGUAUUCAGGAGAAGGACCAUUUGACGUCGCUCAACACUCGUCUCGCCACCUACAUUGACGUAAGUUUGGCGCUGCAAUCUGACGAUUUUUCUAGGUGUAUUUCAAAGCAAGCAGGUUCAUUGAGGGCUCAAUACUAAGCUAGGAAUCGUAUAGUCUUCAUCCUUAGCUCGAAUUGUAUGCGCAUGCGUGUCACAACACUAGAAAAUCUAUUAUUAGCAUCAUUUUCCGUCGCGAGCUCUAGUGACUACUCAAUUGAGAAACCCUUUAAUUUUCCAGAAAGUCCGUCAACUGGAGCAGGAGAACAACCGUCUCCAGGUCCAAAUCCGCGACAUUGAAGUCGUCGAGAAGAAGGAAAAGUCGAAUUUGGCGGAUCGAUUCGAGGCCGAAAAGGUAAUAUUUACUUAGUACCUAUGGGAAACUGACCUCCUUUUGCGGGCAGUAGUAACAUGACAAAUAGACACGGACGAGUGAUAAGUACGCGAAUAAUCUCUGUUUUUAGGCUCGCCUCCGUCGUGCGCUCGAUGCGGCUCAAGACGAGCUCGCGAAGAACAAGAUCGAGUACGAUGCGGCGAAGGUGGAAGUGAAGAAGCUGCGGCCGCAGGUCGAGAAGCUCGAGCGGGAGCGUGCCGGUGCCGAGGAACAGGCCAUGCACGCUCAAUCGAUCGCCGAUCAAUCGCAGGCGAAGCAGAAGACUCUGCAGGCGCGCAACGACAAGUUGACUCUCGAAAAUGAUGUAAGAAUCGAAAAAUUUGAGGGAAAACGGUAUUAAAUGAAGAAUUUUAGGACUUGAGAAAGCAAAACGCUCUGCUCCGCGAUAACGUGGAAGGUCUGAAGAAGGCCGUCGAGGACGAGACCCUACUUCGUGCGGCCGCCAAUAAUAAGAUCAAGGCGCUCGAGGAGGAUCUCGCGUUCGCCCUGCAGCAGCACAAGGGAGAGCUCGAGGAGGUGCGCCACAAGCGUCAGGUCGACAUGACCACCUACGCGAAGCAAAUUACCGACGAGUACCAAUCGAAGCUGCAAGACCAGAUUGCCGAGAUGCGUGCGCAGUUCCAGAGCAAUCUGGCGCAGAACAAGGCCGCGUUCGAGGAGGCCUACAAGAACAAGCUGAACGACGCACGCGAGCGUCAGGAGUCCGCCCUUUCGGAGGCCCUGCACCUGCGUGCUCGCGUCCGUGAUCUGGAGACCUCUUCCAGCGGAAGCGCUGCUCUCAUCGACCGUCUUCGCGCGGAACUCGAGCAGCUGAAGCGUUCGUUCCAGGAGAAACUGGACGACAAGGACGCGCGCAUCUCGGAGCUCAACCAGGAGAUUGAGCGCAUGAUGAGCGAGUUCCACGACCUGCUCGACGUGAAAAUUCAGCUGGACGCCGAGCUGAAGACCUACCAGGCACUGCUCGAAGGCGAGGAAGAACGCUUGAAUCUGACUCAGGACGCCUCGCGCAACACAUCCGUCCAUCACGUCUCGUACACUUCGGGAGGAGGAGCCGCCAGUGCUCAGCGCGGAGUCAAGCGCCGUCGUGUUGUGGAGGUGAACGGGGAGGAUCAGGAGGUCGACUACCUGAACCGUCGUUCACGCCUCAACAAGGAGACGUUCGGACCGGUCGGCAUCGACGAGGUCGACGAGGAGGGCAAGUGGGUCCGUGUGGCGAACAGCUCGGACGAGGAGCAGCAGAUGGGCGGCUACAAAUUGGUCGUGAAGGCGGGAAAUAAGGAAGCCUCGUUCCAGUUCUCGUCGCGCAUGAAGCUCGCGCCGCACGAGAACGCGACCGUCUGGUCGGCCGACUCGGGCGCCGUUCACAACCCGCCGCACGUCUACGUGAUGAAGAAGCAACAGGUGAGCACGGGAAAGUUAAGAGAAUUGUGAAAAUUUGAACUUCGAUCGAUCAAUGUUUUUCGAUCAAAAUCCAGCGAUUUCUGUUCAUCAUCAUAAAAAAAUGUCUCAUUUUGCAGUGGCCAAUUGGUGAGAACCCGUCGGCUCGGCUCGAAGAUUCCGAAGGCGACACGGUCUCGUCGAUCACCGUCGAACUAAGCGAAUCGUCGGAUCCGUCGGACCCGGCCGACCGUUGCUCGAUCAUGUAA
This is a messenger RNA of Caenorhabditis sp. 36 PRJEB53466, 2325 nucleotides long. NCBI's taxonomy places the organism in Eukaryota, Metazoa, Nematoda, Chromadorea, Rhabditida, Rhabditidae. The record is from the annotation of a GenBank genome assembly.